Ruditapes philippinarum (Manila clam) is the source of this 1048-nucleotide messenger RNA. RefSeq lists its product as uncharacterized. The transcript has 3 exons. The record is from RefSeq and is a predicted model, not a curated record. Gene Ontology annotation, molecular function: actin binding. The coding region runs from base 182 to 637 and encodes 151 amino acids. NCBI's taxonomy places the organism in Eukaryota, Metazoa, Mollusca, Bivalvia, Venerida, Veneridae.
CAGUGGCGAAUUUGGUUAUUUUCCUUCUUUCAUUCAGAAUAGAGACAAGAAAAAGAGAAACAAAAGUUUUUAACACUGUUUGAUAUUAAGCGGAAAGGGAUUUUAUCAGCAAAAAGAUUUGCUGUACUAUUUUAAGAGCGUUUAAAGAUAUCUAAACUAUUGUUACAUCAUUUAAAAAAUAAUGUUGAGUAUCUACGGAAGUAGCGGUUCAGCGAUGCAGGAAUCGACUUUGCGGAAAUAUUUGGACAUUAUCGUAAAAGACCAAUCCAAGAUGGCGAUCAAGUCGGCUGCUAUUGUUUACGACAACGGAAAUGUUGCCGCGAAGACUAACAAGUUCAAAAUAAAUAACAAAGAUCUAUUGGGUAUAAAGCGUGCAUUCCAUACACCAGGCACAGAAAAGAUAGAAUACUCCAACGUGACGUAUUGCGUGAAAUCACAAUCAAGUGGACAGCUCGUGGCAUUCAACGGAGCAAAUUACGUCAUCAUUAGUAAAACUGACGUCACGUAUAUCAUCGUCACAUGCUGCUCGAGACAGAAAAGCUCUUCAUUGGCUGCUUGGAUCAAUGCUGUUGCCAAUAAAUUGAAGGGGAAAGACACUCCUGACAGGGACCAAAAGAACACACAAAAAACAAAUUGAACUAAAAAUAGAUCUGAACAAUCCAUGGUGAUCAUGAUGUCUGCAGAUGCGGGAUCGUCUGCAGACAGUUUUAUAGAAUCUCGUUGGACAAUGAGAGACAAUUACAGUUCUGUUAGUAAACAGUUUAGGCGGGGAAAACAGUGUGCUCCAAGUUGUCUUGUGAAAGAACAUUACCGAUUGUAAUAAAUAUAUAUACUAGUAGAUCUACCCAACAACCCAUUUAUAAUAAAGACAAAAGAUCGCCUAAGAAUUAUUCUAACUUUUAAUUUUGGCAAAUUGUAUUUAUCUGAAAGUUUAAGAUAUUAUUAUAUGAUAAUCUUUAUUGUCAUACAUACUAAAUUUGUCAUUUCCUUAUUUUGUAUUUAUAAUAUACUGUAUAAAAAUAUUAACUAAUAAACUUGUGCAAUUAUA